CCUGCUCUGUGCUGCUAUAGCCUACAUUUCCCACGCGGUCCGGGCUCCUGGCGGUGUGGGUGACAGAAUCACAGGUGGUAGAAAAUGGCUGGACAAAUAUCAGAGUCUGAUCAGAUCAAGCAGUUCAAGGAAUUUCUUGGAACAUACAAUAAACUUACAGAAAACUGCUUCCUGGAUUGCAUAAAGGAUUUCACUAGCAGAGAGGUUCAACCAGAAGAGAUGACCUGCUCAGACCACUGCCUACAGAAAUAUUUAAAAAUGACCCAGAGGAUCUCCAUGAGAUUUCAGGAGUACCACAUUCAGCAGAAUGAAGCUCUGGCAGCCAAAGCAGGACUGCUUGGCCAACCUCGUUAGGCAUGAGCACUGUGCUCAGACUUUACCAACAGUGCCAGUGGUCACUGGGCAAGAACACAGUUUGGAUUUUCUGCUGUCAGAAUAUAUGUCUGGCAACUCAGAAGGGAGUUCUGGAUGAAGGGUUAAGCAAGAAGUUAGUCAUGGUGGACUGGCAAUGGAGUCUGUUCCUGAGGUCCUUUUCACUCUGCAGUGAAGUAAAAUUGAUACAAACUUUUCCAGGGCCCACCAACUGGUAUGUUUAAAUUUCAAGGGAGGGUGGAAGGAUUUUAUUUCCUUUCUGCUAGGAGUGCUUCAGAUAAAAAAAAAAAUUAAAAAGCAUA
Molecule: messenger RNA, 674 nt
Organism: Indicator indicator
Lineage: Eukaryota; Metazoa; Chordata; Aves; Piciformes; Indicatoridae
Gene: TIMM9
Product: translocase of inner mitochondrial membrane 9
Exons: 4
Coding region: 85-354 (89 amino acids)
Source: RefSeq, a predicted model, not a curated record